AGGCAGACUCAGUGUACGACAAGUGUUAAAAGGGGAGUGACGUACCAAGUCGCCUUGGAUACCCGUUACUCAUAUACGUAUAUAUUUAUAUUUGUGACUAAUGAAAUAAUAGACGUACUCAUGGUUAUAGAAAAACAUGUGGUGUAAAGCAAAGCUGGGUGGCCACCACAGCAACACUGCCAGGCAUAACUUGGCAUCACCAGCUGGAAGCACCUAAAAUCCAGAGGGGUUCAACCCACUAUGUUUAGUGAGCGAUAAGUAUAGUGGAGUGUCCUUACCUGAGUUGACAGAACCCACAAGGGGUCACAGCUCAAGGUUGAAGAAGCCGCAAGUCCAGAAAACUGUGAGGACAAACUUUUUCGGAGUGAGGGUUGUGAACUCGUGGAACAACCUGCCAGAGUAUUGUGACAGCACCGAGUGUGAGCUCUUUCAAGACCAGACUUGACCAGUAGUGGUGCAGGUUCAGAUGCAUUCAGGAGCCAGAGCAUGCCCAGUGCUUGCCAACAUUGUGUAAGAGACACGUGACCGACCUCCCAAGCGGAUAACGAGCUGAUCAUUGAGAGGAUAAAAGUAAAAUUUGGUAUUGUAAAACAGGCCUGUGGCUACUAAAUAAAACCAACAUGACAAAGACAAGUGAACCUUAACAGUGUACAGCAGUCUUAUCAUUGGCUGUUGAUGAUAAGUAUUGUAUUAUUGUGAGGCCUUGUGUGUGGUCAGUGCCAGUGUAGUGUAUACAGUAAAUCUAAACCCCAGCCUAUAAUCAUGGCCACAAAGAAAACAUUGUUUCGCAACAUUUCUGUUGAAGGAUCUACCCCAGGGACUCCUAUGAGUAGAGGUCCAAAGCCUGAUGCACGUUUUAAUGCACUGCUAAAAGCCCUGAAGACACAAGAACUGCAGGGAGUAAGAGAGCAAUUAUCGCGGGGUUUACCAGUCAACUACCGAGAACCAGCCCUCGGAAACAAGACUCCACUUAUCUGUGCCUCUGAACGUGGCUUCUUGGAGGCUGUAGUGGAAUUGCUGGGCGCUGGGGCCAAUGUGAGUAUAGCUGAUGCUGCUGGGGCAACUCCACUGCAUAUGGCUGCUGGUGGGGGGCAUCUCUCAACAGCGAGGCUUCUGCUUGCACAUGGCGCCCAUGUCGACCCACUUGACGCCCAUGCCAGUACCCCUCUCCAUUAUGCUGCCCGAACAGACAUACAAGAUCCAGGCAGCAGCAGUGUGAUAGGAGUGGUGGAGAUCCUGCUUGCUGCAGGGGCACGAUGUGGCCUGAGAGAUGGAGAGGGCCGUUUACCUCUCCACAAUGCAGCAACUGCAGGUAGUGCAAAGCUUAUAAAAGUCCUUGCUGCAGGGCCAUAUAAGGCAACAAUUAAUCUAAAGGAUAAUGAGGGCCGUACCCCACUGCACUGCGCUGUACUUGGGGCACGAUCACUGGAUGCUGUGGCAGCUGUGCUAAAGCUUGGGUGCUCUAUAGAUGCCAGAGACUCCCAGGGCCACACUGCUCUUCACCUGGCAGCCAAGAGGCAAUACAAUCAUGUAGAUGAUGAAUUUGAUGGACUUUGUUUAGAGCUCCUGUUGUCGCAUGGUGCUUCAGUAGCUGCCAAGAAUGAUGAAGGAUACAAUGCUCUAUCUCUGGCCGUUCUGCGUACUAUGUGGUGGGGUCGCCCAGGAGCCAGAGACCAUAUCCUGGAUGCUGUGCAACAGCUAGUUGCUAAGGGCAGCUGUAUACAGGAUGGAUUUGCCAUGUGGAGGAUGGUUGAAAGCUUCCCCUCCCUUGUGCCAGUUGCUCUCAACAGAUCCAUCUGUGCUAACACAUCUGCCCAUGACUCUCCUCAUCUUCGACUUGAUUUUGAUUUUCAUCCCCUCUCAGUGAACGCUAAGCACCUUCGAGAAAUUCACCGUCAGUCUCCACUCAAUCCACAGUCAGAGUUACCACCUCCCUUACUUGGGGACUCAGAAGUAACAAUGUUUCAUUACAUUCUCUGGGCAGGACGGAAACGACUCCUACUACAUCCACUCUACAAAUCAUUCCUGCACCUCAAAUGGUCAAAAGUUCGCAACUACUUUCUUGCUAAUGUCAUAUUCUACUUUUUUUUUGUUCUAAGUCUAACGGCUUUUCUCUUGUCAUCACGUAACUGUCCCGACAAUGCCACACAUGACAACGAUACAAUGUCUGCACCCACCAUCACAAACUACUCCAUCCCGGCCAGUAGAAAUAUGACAAGUGUAUGCCGAUGGGCAGGUGAGGAGGCCGGAGUAGUGGGGCUAACGUGGUGGUGUUUAGUCAUCUUUUCGGCCUUCCUUGACCUACGGGAAGUAGUACAAUUGAUGCAGAAUCCUCUCAUCUAUUUAUGCAACAUUGGGAAUCUCCUGGAUGCUACUUUAGUAUUCUCUGUCCCACAACUACUGGUUGGUGGUUCACCUGAAGAGGAAACAACUAAUGGUCAAAUGGCAAUGUGUUGCUUGGCGGUAUGGCAGCAGAGAGUUGGUGCUAUUGCCAUAAUCCUAGCCUGGGUAAGGCUAAUGCUUUUCACAGGGCAGUUCCCCAGUUGUGGGGUCUACAUUGUUAUGUUUUCUACUGUCGCCAAGAAUGUUCUCAAAUUCCUAGCCAUGUAUAUGUUUGUGCUAGUAGCCUUUGCUUUGGGGUUCUAUGUACUCCUGCGCUCGCUGCCCACCUUCAGGACCCCUGGCACAGCACUCAUCACCUCCUUGGUGAUGAUGACCGGUGAACUGGACUAUGAGUCGACUUUCCUGACAGAACCAUCAGAGUCAUCAAUGUUGUGUAUCUUCCUCCUGGUGGUGUUCAUUGUGCUCGUCUACAUCAUCCUCUCCAACCUCCUCGUGGGUCUGGCUGUUAGUGACAUGUACGCCAUCCAACACAGGUCCGAGAUUUUACGACUAACACAACACGUAGAGCUGAUGAUUCAAGUGGAAACUUUGUUCAGGAAUCGUCUUGUUCCCCAGAAGAUGCAACGGUGUCUCCUCAACAGCAUUGCCAUCAUGGGCUCUCAGCAGAAGUUGACUGUCUCCGUUUACCCCAAUCGUACCCGGGGAUUUGGCGAAGGUCUAUUCCUGUUCCUUUCGAAGGUAAUUGGAACACGCCGUCUGCUUAUCAAGCUAUUUGAGAUGUUCGUCUCUGGAUUCAUUCCUCCUGAAUAUGAAGUUUCACUCCCUUCACAGCUCAUGAGAGAGGCUCUUGAUGUGGCAUUAAGAGAACAUGAACUAGAUAAGAGAGAACGUCUCCUGCAUCUCCGCGCACUGCAGAUUGGGACAACUGGACACCACAAACAGAACCAGUCAGGGCAGGUAGCGCACGUUCCAAUUAACCAGACCACACUCACUCGCGGAUCAUCAUACAGGAGACCGACAACUACAGCUGUUCGAUCUUCUUGGCGCUGGACUCUCAUGAGUGAUACGGACAGUGAGGAUGAUACUGUGAACAUGUUACAUGCUCAACCCUCAGUCUGGGCACCUCAUCCAGCAGCAUCACAAAGAACUGUUAUUCCAGAUCCAAAUGCACGCCUGGAAGAACUCAGGAAUAUGGUUCUCAGUCUGCAGAGUACCAUAGAGUCACUCACUGUGGUCAUACAGCAGAGAGACACAGAUCAGCAGUUGUCCUCACAAAUUAUAAAUUCACUUGAUACUGAAUUUACAGUCUAAAAUAGAGAUCACAAUCCAACUCAGGCAUCACAUUAGGAUCUGGGCUUCAGGAUGGACCCACACUGGUGUCAAAAGCCACAUCACUGUUAAAAGCCAGAGCUUCUCUUUGUUAUUAGAAAACAAAGAAGCAACUGACUUUUCAGCUCUGGUUUCACAUAAUUUAUAUGGAACAAACACAUCCAUACCCUUGUAUCUCCUGGGGAUUCUAUCAGCACCAUCCCUAAGCUUAAGAACCCGGGUCAUGAAUCUUCCUUACAGAACCUGAGGAAGUUGAGGACUGUCAUCCAUUAUGUAAAAUACAAUUAAGUAUUUUACCACAAGCUUCACAUUCACCACUAAAAUCAAAGUAGUAAUUAAAUUGACAAAAAAAUUAUUGCAUGCAUUCACUUUAGAAACAAGUGGUAGCUUCCCACCAUCUUAAAAUAUACUUUUAAUAACUUAAUUUGUUUGACAGCCAUUAUUAACAUAAUUACAAACUGUUAAUGGCCAACAAACUAUGACAACAAUGAAAUAAAUCUAAUUCCUUUGCCUUAAUUCAAGAUAUAUUCCUGUUCUUACAAACAUAAACAUGAUUUACCUUCUUUGUUAUAACUUAGGAAUUAAAAUUAUUCUUCACUAAAAAAAAAAAGAUGGCAGGAAUAAAAAAGUAAUGAUAGAG
Homarus americanus (American lobster) is the source of this 4312-nucleotide messenger RNA. Its product is annotated as transient receptor potential channel pyrexia-like. Gene Ontology annotation, biological process: transmembrane transport; monoatomic ion transport. Gene Ontology annotation, cellular component: membrane. Gene Ontology annotation, molecular function: protein binding; monoatomic ion channel activity. NCBI's taxonomy places the organism in Eukaryota, Metazoa, Arthropoda, Malacostraca, Decapoda, Nephropidae. The transcript has 4 exons. The record is from RefSeq and is a predicted model, not a curated record. The coding region runs from base 763 to 3654 and encodes 963 amino acids.